AUGAAAACCUUCCUCGUCCUAAUGGUAGUCCUGAUCGUCUCGGGCCCAGAUUUCGCCCGAUCAUUGCCGGGUGUACCACGGUUACCACGCCCAUCUAUCACGUCCGGGAAAUGUGGCGAAUGCUGGUGUUCAUACGUCAACGGCCGCCAAGUUGGCUCGCCUACUUGUCCGCCAAGCAUCAGACCCGCACACCCAGCUCGGCAGAAACUCGCCUGA
Molecule: messenger RNA, 216 nt
Organism: Puccinia triticina
Lineage: Eukaryota; Fungi; Basidiomycota; Pucciniomycetes; Pucciniales; Pucciniaceae
Exons: 3
Coding region: 1-216 (71 amino acids)
Source: RefSeq, a predicted model, not a curated record